UCUUUAACGCGCAUGCGUAAAGUUAAUUUACGUGGCACCGUGCAUGCUGACGAAAAAAUUUACUUGGAAACGACGAAAAUUAACACUUAAAAAUGAACUCUUUUAGUUUAAUUGCUAGACUGGCUUUUGCACUAGUAUUUGUAUCAUAUAUCGAAUGUUACUUUAUUCAAAUUGACGCCCAUGCUGAAGAGUGUUUCUUUGACAAAGUCACAUCGGGUACUAAAAUGUCCCUCAUGUUUGAAGUGGCAGAAGGUGGAUUUUUGGAUAUUGACGUGAAGAUUUAUGGCCCAGACGGAAAAGUUAUUCACUCUGGUGAUCGUGAAUCAAAUGGCAAAUACACUUUCGCAGCUCAUAUGGACGGUGUUUACAAAUAUUGCUUUGGAAACAAGAUGUCAACAAUGACACCUAAAAUUGUCAUGUUCAGUAUGGAUAUUGGAGAAAAACCCAAAGAACAAGAAAAUAUGGAAAAUGAUGCUCAUCAUAAUAAACUGUCUGAAAUGGUCGUUGAGUUAGCAACUGCUUUAACUGGUGUAAAACAUGAACAAGAAUAUAUGGAAGUUAGAGAAAGAAUACAUAGAGCAAUCAAUGACAAUACUAACUCUCGUGUGGUAUUAUGGUCAUUUUUUGAAGCCUUAGUAUUAGUAGCUAUGACAUUAGGACAAGUUUAUUAUCUUAAAAGAUUUUUUGAAGUUCGACGUGUGGUGUAAUAUAUUGAGAAUAGAAAGUUAGAGACUUUAUAAAUUGCUUCCAUGGUUUGAAAUGUAAAUGGUGAAGAUAUUCAUUUUAGGAGGAGCACAAGACUUUAAUAUCCGUAAUAUGUUAUAAAGCAUGGAACGUCAUCAUGUUAAUAUAUUGAUGCAGUGGAGCUUUUAUGGCAUCUUUGUGAACCAAAACAGAUACCUUUCUAAAUAACAGUACAUAACUCUUAUUUUAAAUUUAUUGUUAAUUCUGUUACUAUGUGUAGUUUUCAUUGGUACUAUUUUCAAAAGUGGCCUUUAGCGUGUAACUUUAUAAUUUAUCAUUACUUGUAUUGUUCAAUGCAAGGAUAAAAAAGGGUAAUUCAAGGAAAAUCACAGUACCUCACUAUCAACUUGUACUAACAAAAAGUUGGCUGAUUUUAUUAUUAUUGCCCAAAGCUCCACUGUUUCUGAUGUGCCCCUUCAUCCUUGAUGUAAUUUGAUGAAUGAAUGAUGAAUGUUAUUUUAUGUUUGUAAAGGUUAUAGAUCUAAAGGCAAAGCAUGGCUUGGUUCAUUCCUGGCUUAGGUGUAUGGCUUUAUUUUAGCAAUCUCUCUGUAUCACAAUAGAAUUAAUGUAUUUUUGACUGAUAAUACAGAGAUGAAAAAACAUGUGUUGUUCCUUUACCAACUCAUAGUAUAAUGUCAAUCUAAGUUAAAUUAAAGAUAUAUUUCCUCGACAGACACAAUCUAGAAUACAUAAAUAUCGACUGAAAAAUAUAUAUAACUUAUCUUUCAAUAUCAUUCAAGGGAAGUUUAUUUGACAUGCUUUUUGACAAUUUGCAAAUUUUUAUUGGCACUGGAACAUGUAUGUAGUAAAUUUGGGAGAUGUGAAUGGUAGUGACGCUUAACACUUAACUUAUUUAAUUUAUUGUGGGCGAUUUGAGGAAACGUAUCUUUAAAAGUAAAGAGGUAUACAUGAUGGAUUGUAUGUGAUUACAUGUGUUAUAUAAGCCUUUGGUAUAAAUGAUAUUCUUUGUUUAGAAUAGAUGCAAUGUACUACUUAGAACAUCUAUAUUAAUGCAACCAUCAUUUAUUACAUAGUUUAUACUAUAUGUGAACCCAAUUAAUGUUUUAAAUAUAGAUGAAUAUGGAGUAAUGUUCAUGUAUAUAAAAUGAAGGAUUGUUUAAGUUGUGUUGUCACUAUUAGAUGUUGAUGUAUAUUUUAUACAUAAAUUUUUUAGUCCAUUUGCAUGUUAUACUAUCUGUAAAUCAUUUAAAGAGACAGUUUGGAGUCCAAUUUUUAAUGUGAAUUUAUUAUGCCAGAAUACUUGAUAAUGAUCAACAUAAUGAGAUUAAUCUUUGUUUACACAAACUGAAUACAGAUGUUAAAGAUUAAAGCAUGUUAUACAGACCAUAGUGAAGUUUGAAUUUGUCUACAUAAUUCAUCUUUCUUAGAUAAAUAAUAUUAUAAAAUCUUAGGGAUUUCGAGAAAUUUAAUUUGGGAAAGCCAUACUCUACUUCCUGUUAAAAUUCUUUUCUCCUUUUUUUUUUCUUUUUGUUGUUGUAAAUACCAAAUUUGUGUGUAAUUUGUUUGGUGUAUAAUUUAAGUAAUAAGUAAGUUGUUAAUUUUGAUAUAUUAUUCAUAAUGGAAAAAGGAGCAAGACAGUCAUAUAAAAUACGUCCCAAUAAUUACGUAAUGAAGUGCACAGUAAAGUUUAAACAUGGUUAUUGACUAUUUUUUUUUUAUGUCUAUUUGGUUGCUCAUAAAUCCAAUACUUAUAUUAAUUCAUCUUUAAUAUGUAAAUAUUUUAUUCUCCAAAAUAGGUGGUAAGAGGACGUCAAUUCCAUACUAAUUUUAUUUUGAAAAAAUAAAACAAAAUAAUAUUUUCA
Patella vulgata (common limpet) is the source of this 2567-nucleotide messenger RNA. RefSeq names its product transmembrane emp24 domain-containing protein 2. Gene Ontology annotation, biological process: Golgi organization; endoplasmic reticulum to Golgi vesicle-mediated transport; intracellular protein transport. The record is from RefSeq and is a predicted model, not a curated record. Gene Ontology annotation, cellular component: endoplasmic reticulum-Golgi intermediate compartment; endoplasmic reticulum; COPII-coated ER to Golgi transport vesicle. The transcript is spliced from 4 exons. The coding region runs from base 93 to 707 and encodes 204 amino acids. Lineage: Eukaryota; Metazoa; Mollusca; Gastropoda; Patellidae.